AUGAAUUUUAUAUUUUAUAUUGGAUUUUUAUUUUCUAUUGUUAAUGGAUUUGUUUCUGAAGAUUGUAAGGAUUUAUCACCACUUUGUUCUGGAAUUUUAAGACAUUGUAAAAGUCCAACAUACAUCAAAAUUAUGCAAAAAAGAUGUGCUUUAUCUUGUAGAUUUUGUACACUUCCAGUUAAACCAACAACACCAAUGAUUAUAAGAGAUAGAAUUCAUAAUUGUUUUACAAUGGUUGAUCAAUGUAAUGAUGAAAAAUUUAAAAAAUAUAUGGAACGUAAUUGUAAAAGAACCUGUUCAACAGCAACUCCUAAACCAACAACUACCAUUUCUCCGGAUGACAAUGAAUUUGAAAACACUGAAGCUUCAGGUAUAUCAGAUAAUAAUGAGGAACAAAUCAUUGAUACAGAAACAAAUACUGAUUAA
Molecule: messenger RNA, 426 nt
Organism: Strongyloides ratti
Lineage: Eukaryota; Metazoa; Nematoda; Chromadorea; Rhabditida; Strongyloididae
Product: ShKT domain-containing protein
Exons: 1
Coding region: 1-426 (141 amino acids)
Source: RefSeq, a predicted model, not a curated record